AUGCUUCCGGGCGCAAGCAUGCUUUCGGGCGCAAGCAUGCUUUCGGGCGCAAGCAUGCUUUCGGACGCAAGCAUGCGUUCGGGCGCAAGCAUGUGUCCGGACGCAAGCAUGCUUGCGGGCGCAAGCAUGCUUUCGGGCGCAAGCAUGCUUUCGGACGCAAGCAUGCGUUCGGGCGCAAGCAUGUGUCCGGACGCAAGCAUGCUUCCGGACGCAAGCAUGCGUCGUGGCGCAAGAAUGCUUCCGGACGCAAGCAUGCUUUCGGGCGCAAGCAUGCUUCCGGACGCAAGCAUGCGUUCGGGCGCAAGCAUGCGUCCGGACGCAAGCAUGCUUCCGGACGCAAGCAUGCGUCCGGGCGCAAGCAUGCUUCCGGACGCAAGCAUGCUUUCGGGCGCAAGCAUGCUUACGGACGCAAGCAUGCUUUCGGACGCAAGCAUGCUUCCGGACGCAAGCAUGCUUCCGGACGCAAGCAUGCUUUCGGGCGCAAGCAUGCUUCCGGACGCAAGCAUGCGUCCGGGCGCAAGCAUGCUUCCGGACGCAAGCAUGCUUUCGGGCGCAAGCAUGCUUCCGGACGCAAGCAUGCGUCCGGGCGCAAGCAUGCUUCCGGACGCAAGCAUGCUUUCGGGCGCAAGCAUGCUUCCGAACGCAAGCAUGCUUUCGGACGCAAGCAUGCUUCCGGACGCAAGCAUGCUUCCGGACGCAAGCAUGCGUCCGGGCGCAAGCAUGCUUCCGGACGCAAGCAUGCUUUCGGACGCAAGCAUGCUUCCGGACGCAAGCAUGCUUCCGGACGCAAGCAUGCUUUCGGGCGCAAGCAUGCUUCCGGACGCAAGCAUGCGUCCGGACGCAAGCAUGCUUACGGACGCAAGCUUGCUUCCUGACGCAAGCAUGCUUCCGAACGCAAGCAUGCUUCCGGGCGCAAGCAUGCUUCCGGGCGCAAGCAUGCUUCCGGGCGCAAGCAUGCUUCCGGACGCAAGCAUGCGUCCGGGCGCAAGCAUGCUUCCGGACGCAAGCAUGCUUUCGGGCGCAAGCAUGCUUACGGACGCAAGCAUGCUUUCGGACGCAAGCAUGCUUCCGGACGCAAGCAUGCUUCCGGACGCAAGCAUGCGUCCGGGCGCAAGCAUGCUUCCGGACGCAAGCAUGCUUUCGGGCGCAAGCAUGCUUCCGGACGCAAGCAUGCUUUCGGACGCAAGCAUGCUUCCGGACGCAAGCAUGCUUCCGGACGCAAGCAUGCUUUCGGGCGCAAGCAUGCUUCCGGACGCAAGCAUGCGUCCGGACGCAAGCAUGCUUCCGGACGCAAGCAUGCUUCCGGACGCAAGCAUGCUUCCGGGCGCAAGCAUGCUUCCGGGCGCAAGCAUGCUUCCGGGCGCAAGCAUGCUUCCGGACGCAAGCAUGCGUCCGGGCGCAAGCAUGCUUCCGAACGCAAGCAUGCUUUCGGGCGCAAGCAUGCUUCCGGACGCAAGCAUGCUUUCGGACGCAAGCAUGCUUCCGGACGCAAGCAUGCUUUCGGACGCAAGCAUGCUUUCGGACGCAAGCAUGCUUCCGGACGCAAGCAUGCUUUCGGACGCAAGCAUGCUUCCGGACGCAAGCAUGCUUUCGGACGCAAGCAUGCUUUCGGACGCAAGCAUGCGUCCGGGCGCAAGCAUGCUUCCGGACGCAAGCAUGCUUUCGGGCGCAAGCAUGCUUCCGGACGCAAGCAUGCUUUCGGACGCAAGCAUGCUUCCGGACGCAAGCAUGCUUCCGGACGCAAGCAUGCGUCCGGGCGCAAGCAUGCUUCCGGACGAAAGCAUGCUUUCGGGCGCAAGCAUGCUUCCGGACGCAAGCAUGCUUUCGGACGCAAGCAUGCUUCCGGACGCAAGCAUGCUUCCGGACGCAAGCAUGCUUUCGGGCGCAAGCAUGCUUCCGGACGCAAGCAUGCGUCCGGACGCAAGCAUGCUUCCGGACGCAAGCAUGCUUCUGGACGCAAGCAUGCUUCCGGACGCAAGCAUGCUUCCGGACGCAAGCAUGCUUCCGGGCGCAAGCAUGCUUCCGGGCGCAAGCAUGCUUCCGGACGCAAGCAUCCUUCCGGCAGUGAGCAUGCUUUCGGACGCAAGCAUGCUUCCGGGCGCAAGCAUGGGUCCGGACGCAAGCAUGCUUCCGGACGCAAGCAUGCUUCCGAACGCAAGCAUGCUUUCGGGCGCAAGCAUGCUUUCGAACGCAAGCAUGCUUUCGGGCGCAAGCAUGCUUCCGGACGCAAGAAUGCUUUCGGACGCAAGCAUGCUUUCGGACGCAAGCAUGCUUCCGGACGCAAGCAUGCUUUCGGACGCAAGCAUGCUUCCGGACGCAAGCAUGCUUUCGGACGCAAGCAUGCUUUCGGACGCAAGCAUGCGUCCGGGCGCAAGCAUGCUUCCGGACGCAAGCAUGCUUUCGGGCGCAAGCAUGCUUCCGGACGCAAGCAUGCUUUCGGACGCAAGCAUGCUUCCGGACGCAAGCAUGCUUCCGGACGCAAGCAUGCGUCCGGGCGCAAGCAUGCUUCCGGACGAAAGCAUGCUUUCGGGCGCAAGCAUGCUUCCGGACGCAAGCAUGCUUUCGGACGCAAGCAUGCUUCCGGACGCAAGCAUGCUUCCGGACGCAAGCAUGCUUUCGGGCGCAAGCAUGCUUCCGGACGCAAGCAUGCGUCCGGACGCAAGCAUGCUUCCGGACGCAAGCAUGCUUCUGGACGCAAGCAUGCUUCCGGACGCAAGCAUGCUUCCGGACGCAAGCAUGCUUCCGGGCGCAAGCAUGCUUCCGGGCGCAAGCAUGCUUCCGGACGCAAGCAUCCUUCCGGCAGUGAGCAUGCUUUCGGACGCAAGCAUGCUUCCGGGCGCAAGCAUGGGUCCGGACGCAAGCAUGCUUCCGGACGCAAGCAUGCUUCCGAACGCAAGCAUGCUUCCGGACGCAAGCAUGCUUUCGAACGCAAGCAUGCUUUCGGGCGCAAGCAUGCUUCCGGACGCAAGCAUGCUUUCGGACGCAAGCAUGCUUCCGGACGCAAGCAUGCUUUCGGACGCAAGCAUGCUUUCGGACGCAAGCAUGCGUCCGGGCGCAAGCAUGCUUCCGGACGCAAGCAUGCUUUCGGGCGCAAGCAUGCUUCCGGACGCAAGCAUGCUUUCGGACGCAAGCAUGCUUCCGGACGCAAGCAUGCUUCCGGACGCAAGCAUGCGUCCGGGCGCAAGCAUGCUUCCGGACGAAAGCAUGCUUUCGGGCGCAAGCAUGCUUCCGGACGCAAGCAUGCUUUCGGACGCAAGCAUGCUUCCGGACGCAAGCAUGCUUCCGGACGCAAGCAUGCUUUCGGGCGCAAGCAUGCUUCCGGACGCAAGCAUGCGUCCGGACGCAAGCAUGCUUCCGGACGCAAGCAUGCUUCUGGACGCAAGCAUGCUUCCGGACGCAAGCAUGCUUCCGGACGCAAGCAUGCUUCCGGGCGCAAGCAUGCUUCCGGGCGCAAGCAUGCUUCCGGACGCAAGCAUCCUUCCGGCAGACGCAAGCAUGCUUCCGGACGCAAGCAUGCUUACGGACGCAAGCAUGCUUUCGGGCGCAAGCAUGCUUUCGGACGCAAGCAUGCUUUCGGACGCAAGCAUGCGUCCGGACGCAAGCAUGCUUCCGGACGCAAGCAUGCUUUCGGGCGCAAGCAUGCUUCCGGACGCAAGCAUGCUUCCGGACGCAAGCAUGCGUCCGGGCGCAAGCAUGCGUUCGGGCGCAAGCAUGCUUCCGGACGCAAGCAUGCUUUCGGGCGCAAGCAUGCUUUCGGACGCAAGCAUGCUUCCGGACGCAAGCAUGCUUUCGGGCGCAAGCAUGCUUUCAGACGCAAGCAUGCUUCCGGACGCAAGCAUGCUUCCGGCCGCAAGCAUGCUUUCCGGCGCAAGCAUGCUUCCGGGCGCAAGCAUGUGUCCGGGCGCAAGCAUGCUUCCGGACGCAAGCAUGCUUCCGGGCGCAAGCAUGCUUCCGGGCGCAAGCAUGCUUCCGGACGCAAGCAUGCUUCUGGACGCAAGCAUGCUUCCGGACGCAAGCAUGCUUCCGGACGCAAGCAUGCUUCCGGGCGCAAGCAUGCUUCCGGGCGCAAGCAUGCUUCCGGGCGCAAGCAUGCUUCCGGACGCAAGCAUGCGUCCGGGCGCAAGCAUGCUUCCGAACGCAAGCAUGCUUUCGGGCGCAAGCAUGCUUCCGGACGCAAGCAUGCUUUCGGACGCAAGCAUGCUUCCGGACGCAAGCAUGCUUCCGGACGCAAGCAUGCUUUCGGGCGCAAGCAUGCUUCCGGACGCAAGCAUGCGUCCGGGCGCAAGCAUGCUUCCGGACGCAAGCAUGCUUUCGGGCGCAAGCAUGCUUCCGGACGCAAGCAUUCUUUCGGACGCAAGCAUGCUUCCGGACGCAAGCAUGCUUUCGGACGCAAGCAUGCUUUCGGACGCAAGCAUGCGUCCGGACGCAAGCAUGCUUCCGGACGCAAGCAUGCUUUCGGGCGCAAGCAUGCUUCCGGACGCAAGCAUGCUUCCGGACGCAAGCAUGCGUCCGGGCGCAAGCAUGCGUUCGGGCGCAAGCAUGCUUCCGGACGCAAGCAUGCUUUCGGGCGCAAGCAUGCUUUCGGACGCAAGCAUGCUUCCGGACGCAAGCAUGCUUUCGGGCGCAAGCAUGCUUUCAGACGCAAGCAUGCUUCCGGACGCAAGCAUGCUUCCGGCCGCAAGCAUGCUUUCCGGCGCAAGCAUGCUUCCGGGCGCAAGCAUGUGUCCGGGCGCAAGCAUGCUUCCGGACGCAAGCAUGCUUCCGGGCGCAAGCAUGCUUCCGGGCGCAAGCAUGCUUCCGGACGCAAGCAUGCUUCUGGACGCAAGCAUGCUUCCGGACGCAAGCAUGCUUCCGGACGCAAGCAUGCUUCCGGGCGCAAGCAUGCUUCCGGGCGCAAGCAUGCUUCCGGGCGCAAGCAUGCUUCCGGACGCAAGCAUGCGUCCGGGCGCAAGCAUGCUUCCGAACGCAAGCAUGCUUUCGGGCGCAAGCAUGCUUCCGGACGCAAGCAUGCUUUCGGACGCAAGCAUGCUUCCGGACGCAAGCAUGCUUCCGGACGCAAGCAUGCUUUCAGGCGCAAGCAUGCUUCCGGACGCAAGCAUGCGUCCGGACGCAAGCAUGCUUCCGGACGCAAGCAUGCUUCUGGACGCAAGCAUGCUUCCGGACGCAAGCAUGCUUCCGGACGCAAGCAUGCUUCCGGGCGCAAGCAUGCUUCCGGGCGCAAGCAUGCUUCCGGACGCAAGCAUGCUUCUGGACGCAAGCAUGCUUCCGGACGCAAGCAUGCUUCCGGACGCAAGCAUGCUUCCGGGCGCAAGCAUGCUUCCGGGCGCAAGCAUGGGUCCGGACGCAAGCAUGCUUCCGGACGCAAGCAUGCUUCCGGACGCAAGCAUGCUUUCGGACGCAAGCAUGCUUCCGGACGCAAGCAUGCUCUCAGACGCAAGCAUGCAUCCGGACGAAAGCAUGCUUCCGGACGCAAGCAUGCUUUCGGGCGCAAGCAUGCUUUCGGACGCAAGCAUGCUUCCGGACGCAAGCAUGCUUCCGGACGCAAGCAUGCUUUCGGGCGCAAGCAUGCUUUCGGACGCAAGCAUGCUUUCGGACGCAAGCAUGCGUCCGGACGCAAGCAUGCUUCCGGACGCAAGCAUGCUUUCGGGCGCAAGCAUGCUUCCGGACGCAAGCAUGCUUCCGGACGCAAGCAUGCGUCCGGGCGCAAGCAUGCGUUCGGGCGCAAGCAUGCUUCCGGACGCAAGCAUGCUUUCGGGCGCAAGCAUGCUUUCGGACGCAAGCAUGCUUCCGGACGCAAGCAUGCUUUCGGGCGCAAGCAUGCUUUCGGACGCAAGCAUGCUUCCGGACGCAAGCAUGCUUCCGGCCGCAAGCAUGCUUUCCGGCGCAAGCAUGUUUCCGGGCGCAAGCAUGUGUCCGGGCGCAAGCAUGCUUCCGGACGCAAGCAUGCUUCCGGGCGCAAGCAUGCUUCCGGGCGCAAGCAUGCUUCCGGACGCAAGCAUGCUUUCGGGCGCAAGCAUGCUUCCGGACGCAAGCAUGCUUCCGGGCGCAAGCAUGCUUUCGGACGCAAGCAUGCUUUCGGAUGCAAGCAUGCUUCCGGACUCAAGCAUGCUUUCGGACCCAAGCAUGCUUUCGGGCGCAAGCAUGCUUUCGGAUGCAAGCAUGCUUCCGGACGCAAGCAUGCUUUCGGGCGCAAGCAUGCUUUCGGGCGCAAGCAUGCUUACGGGCGCAAGCAUGCGUCCGGGCGCAAGCAUGCUUCCGGGCGCAAGCAUGCGUCCGGACGCAAGCAUGCUUCCGGCAGUGAGCAUGCUUUCAGACGCAAGCAUGCUUCCGGGCGCAAGCAUGCGUCUGGGCGCAAGCAUGCUUACGGGCGCAAGCAUGCUUCCGGAAGUGAGCAUGCUUUCGGACGCAAGCAUGCUUCCGGGCGCAAGCAUGGGUCCGGACGCAAGCAUGCUUCCGGACGCAAGCAUGCGUCCGGGCGCAAGCAUGCUUCCGGACGCAAGCAUGCUUCUGGACGCAAGCAUGCUUUCGGACGCAAGCAUGCUUACGGAUGCAAGCAUGCUUUCGGACGCAAGCAUGCGUCUGGACGAAAGCAUGCUUCCGGACCCAAGCAUGCUUCCGGACGCAAGCAUGCGUCCGGACGCAAGCAUGCUUUCGGGCGCAAGCAUGCUUUCGGACGCAAGCAUGCUUCCGGGCGCAAGCAUGCUUUAG
Closterium sp. Naga37s-1 is the source of this 6708-nucleotide messenger RNA. The record is from the annotation of a GenBank genome assembly. NCBI's taxonomy places the organism in Eukaryota, Viridiplantae, Streptophyta, Zygnematophyceae, Desmidiales, Closteriaceae.